Aaosphaeria arxii CBS 175.79 is the source of this 4005-nucleotide messenger RNA. RefSeq lists its product as uncharacterized. NCBI's taxonomy places the organism in Eukaryota, Fungi, Ascomycota, Dothideomycetes, Pleosporales. The transcript is spliced from 5 exons. The record is from RefSeq and is a predicted model, not a curated record. Bases 277 to 3585 code for a protein of 1102 amino acids.
CUGCGAGCCUGCGUCUCCUUGCCCUACCUUAACUUACCUUUGCCCAAAAAUGUGUCAGCCAAGACGAACGCUCUCCGUGGUCUAUAGACAGUCUUGUGCACUCUUUUCUUUCUCUCAGGCUGCGGUAUUGCGACCUCGCUGCUUCGCGCAAAAGAACGUUGACGUUGGCCGUCAUGCCUCUAUCUCCACAACCCUAUUCAAAAGCCACACCGUCAAUCCUUGGACUUGCCGCGCUCUAUAACCUGCCUUAGCCUACAGUUGUACGGUCCCGCGUCAAUGUCCCAGCAGCAUAUCAAUCUCGCAAAAGUGUGGCAGCAUCUCCAGGGCCGACAAGAUAUUUCUAACAUACUGCGCGAGAUCAUAGGUGAUCUAGCCUUGCACCAUGGCGAGACUUAUGAGAUCGAAGUGUCGAUACAAAAGAUAAUAUGGAUAAAGGUCAUAUUCGAUCUUCAGAGAACAUAUUUGACAGGCGAUGGCGCUGGGAUAGCAGGUUGUCCUUCCUACAUGCUGCCAUGUCUUGUGCCUCAAGAACUGCUGUUAUCGACCAUUUUCUUUUUGGUCGAUGUAAAGAGUCGUUUGUUCCCUAGCCAGACGACCCUCAUGACUCGGGAAUACACUCGGCCAAGACACAUGCUCUCACAGACUCUACUGUCCGGGCUGCGGCUCUUGAUGUUGAGGAAAGAAGACAUCGCCGCGCGUGAUAGGCAACGUCUACAGAAUUUGAUAAAUAAGGCAUGGCAGCAUGAUCGAUUGCAGGGUGUAGAGGGAUUCGUUGUGUCAGAGCUCUUUGCAGGUACCCUCGACCUGCUGAAUGAUCUCUUGAAUGGCGGACGGGAUCCACACGCAAGAGAAAGAGCUUGCGCAAAGUUGCCAUCAUGGCAUGUUGGUCUUUAUCCCCUCGAGAUUCAGCCAGAAACUUUCGUGACGUCUCUUAUUCAUGGAACUAUGGAAGAGGACUGGGCCUCUGCUUACUGGGUACUCUAUGACUGCCUCUGGGCUGUUGAGUCGGCAGUGACGCAGCGAUUUGUUGACAUUGCCCGAUCAACGGUUUCGUUCGACGAAAAUCAACUCGCGAUUGAUACCGACGAGAUCCUGGAAAAUUUAUAUCAGACCCGAACGAGCUUCAUCAUAUCUGUUUUUCAUCAAGUUAGUGGGCCUAUGCUGCCCACUCCAGAGCUUCUAGACUCUUUAGCAAUCACACUUCUUGACUGGAGUGCGGACCUUAACAUUUUCCUUACUCGCCAGGACUCCCUCCACCAACACCAAUCACCCGUCACUCCCGCCCCUUCGAGAGCGCCGAAUUACAGGAAACAUGUUGUAGAGAUCAGCCCUUACCUAGAAGAUGCAAUGGUGAGUCUUGCCGCAUGGCUUGCGCAGCACAGGACAAGCGGAGAGCAAAUUUCCGUUCGAAAAACUGCCAUUACGAGUAACGAUGUUCAAGACAUUGUCAAAGAUUGGAUCAUGCGAACGACUUCUGCACCUAAAGAAAGCCUGUCAAGAGAACUUGAAAGAUCGCUACCAUCGAUAUACGUAGUUGAUUGUCCUAAGCUACAUGCCCUGCCCAAACAAUUACUCGAGUACGAGCUGAGAUGGUGCGACAAAUGGGCUUAUGAGGGCAUGAAGGAAAACUCGCCAAUGGUAACAUGGAAAGAAGGCAUAGCAUGCCCUGGAUGUACAACAGGCGAAAAGGUCAAGCGUGCCCGCCUCAUAGAGCCUAUCCAACUCAUAUCCUCUGCUCUGGAAACACCGAAAUCUGACACACAAAGCGUCAGUCACUCAAGUGGCGGUGACACAGGUUCCUUCGAAGCUGGUUCAGCCUCCAUGACAUCACGGUCGGCUUCGGAGGCGAAUGCUUCAGCAUUCAGCAAUCCUGAGCCCUUUAACACCGUUAUGACCGUUCCGACUCAACUCUCACAAGCUAGCCAGGAUACCAACAACUCUGGUCAACCUCCGGGAUACUCCGAGUCGCCGAUAGACCCAGCUCCAUUCACUCCGCUCACGCCAAUCUCCCCGCGAUCGCACUCAUACGGCUCGUCCUCCAUGGAUACCCCAAUCAGUCCUGUUCUUGAAUCUUUAAACGUCCCAAUUCCUCGGGUAAACCGAAUGUCCGUAGAUCUGCCAAUACCUGUCCCAACUAGUUCCAGUGAAUUCUUUUCCAGUUCAUUGCCCCAGCGGACGAUUUCAGCGUCUUCUGCGUCGUCGAGCGCCAGAAUGAGCACCACUCCGACAGAUACCAUGGGAAGCGGGUCUAGCCUGUCCAAGAAGCCAACGAGCAGGACAGUGAGGAUUGCAAACUCCAUGCGACGGAAACCGACCCCAAAAAUCAAGGAAGCUUAUCCACUACCCAAGGAUCCGUCGUUUUCCUUCUCCACAUCGGGUCAUACCCUUUUGUUAUGGGGAAAAGAUCACCUGGUUCGCUUCGACAUCCCUUCUAACAACGUUUCGGCUACGCAAGGAUGCAGAUAUGAGAUUGAUGGGAUCGAAGCAGCGGCAGCUGGAAAUCACAAAUGCGCGAUUAUCACCAGGAACAACUCAACAACUCAUACUCUGACGGUUUAUAAUGGGCUCAGCCUACAGCCUGAACACGAAAUUGGGGUCAAAUUCUCCGGUCACGCGGGUAAAAUUUGUCUUGCGGUGUCACGAAACGAUCGUUAUAUUGCCGCCUCAAUGAGCGACGACAUUCAUGUUUUCUGUCUUGAUGGCGGAAUCAAAUCCAUACCCUUCCACAAUCAGCUUCAGGUUUUUGAGUUAAGAGGAGGAAAUCCACACCACCGAACGCUUACGAUGGGAAGAACGACUAGUGAUGAAAACUUUACGGAAAGGCGAGGAAGCGAAAGCGGGUGGAUUGAUGCACAGCGAGGCCUGAGCUCCAAAGAGAAGGCAGAAGAAGACCGGAGACGAUCGGCUGUGGUUUCUAGAAGGAUUUACUUUUCUACUGACAGCACGCAGCUUGUGGUAGCAACGCAACAAGCAGACCACUGCGUCUAUGUCGAUGUAUGGGAUUGCACAAGAGAACCAAUAAGCACCAUCUCGGAGCAUUCGCGCUCCUUCAGAAUGCCACCAUAUACACUGAACGACGGGGACCUGACAUCGGUGUUUUACGACUCUGAGCGGCGCAAUGUUGUUUGCACAGGAUUUCUAGGAAAGGAAUAUCCGAUGCUCAUUCCUUUUCCUGGAUAUGAGACCCUACAGAACGAAACGUAUAGUACUAAGAUUGUCCACGCAACCCAAUCGCCGUCAGGAUCAUCUAUAAUCGUAGCCAAUGCGAUGACCGAAAUGAUCCAAUUCGAAUAUACCUCAAAAGGGACAUUCUCACCCCGAAAAUUGAGGAAGUCCCCAGCGAAAAUCAGUAACAGCGCAUUCAAGCCUGGCGCUAUAGCUUUGGCUAUGCCUCUUGAAGAUUCCCUGCAAUGCUUCUGGAUAAAAGAUGGGAAAUGCAUCUUGAGAAGUAUCAAGAUCGGUUCUGGAGAGACCGUCAAAGACUACGACCUUCGCCCACACUACGACCGGCUGAUGAGCUUGAAAGACAGGCCUAUUGUUGCGCGAGCACCGUCACUGCACAUACCAGAACUCGAUGGUGGAUGAUCGUCAAUUUACGAAAAAGACGCUUUAUUUUACGAAUAAGAUCAUUAUCUUAGAGCAAGAACAACGACUCUACGACACAACGUUCAUGUUGCAUGAUGUCACGAUUCCUCCAAGUCUGCGAACGACACUGUGGCUGCUGCCUGCGAGUACACCAGUUUUGUUCUUCCGGACAGAGAUUUGUGACCGGCGGAGUACACAACCGCCAGAGCCUCUUCACUGCCUGCAGGCCGCAUAUUAUUGAUGGACCAGAAGGACUUUCGCAUGCAUCAAUGCCGAUCGUCAUAUGAAAUUAGCACAGACGAAACGGUUGGACAAGCACAUUAUCUACAACUAGUCAAGUGGUAUCUUAUUUUUCCAUUGGCAUAUUUAAACACUCAAGCAUAGCGACAGACAACACUGUCAAAAAUAGAUUGAUCAUAU